This is a messenger RNA of Haliotis rufescens (red abalone), 5006 nucleotides long. RefSeq names its product septin-2-like. Lineage: Eukaryota; Metazoa; Mollusca; Gastropoda; Lepetellida; Haliotidae. Bases 390 to 1580 code for a protein of 396 amino acids. Gene Ontology annotation, molecular function: GTPase activity; GTP binding; molecular adaptor activity. The transcript has 14 exons. The record is from RefSeq and is a predicted model, not a curated record. Gene Ontology annotation, biological process: regulation of exocytosis; cytoskeleton-dependent cytokinesis. Gene Ontology annotation, cellular component: septin complex; cell division site; septin ring.
AUAAGUCUCAGGAACUUGUCCAAGAUAGAUGUGCGUGGGCGUGGGUCUGUGAGCUGGGAAUCAGUCUGUGAGUGGUGUCCAAGGUACCGGUGUGGAUACCGACUACCAGGAACAACUGAUCAAGUGGGAUUAAUGUGUGAGAGAGACAACAAGCGUUUUGGUCAAAGCUCGUCACAUCAAACCUUGGGACCAGGCCCUGUAGACGAGCAGGCAUCUAUUGUGUAUUUUCCCGGAUACCUUCGACUGACCAGCAUCGAAUGAAGGCCUGAAGGGCCGUAUAAUUUAUCGAAAGGCUCAGGUUCUAUGACAUGAAGUAACAGAGGCUUUGGUUGGUGGAAUUGUAUACAUGAGCUUCUAUUGGGCAUUUGCUGGAAUCUCUUAUAGUAUUGAUGUUCCAGUCUUCAACAGGAUUUUCUCGAUUCAGCACCUUAUCCCCAGUUUUAUUGGAUAAAUCUACCUCAAGUCAUCUAAAAGUGGCCGGGAUGAACGGAGAAGAUGAUGAUGAGUUUAUUGGCUUCGCCACGCUGCCAGAUCAGGUUCACAGGAAGGCAGUCAAGAGGGGAUUUGACUUCACCCUGAUGGUUGUGGGGGAGAUGGGCCUCGGGAAAUCAACUUUAAUCAACAGUCUGUUCCUCACAGAGCUCUACAAGGAAAGAGAGGUGACCGGUGUAGAAGAUCGGGUCAGCUGUACAGUGGAGAUAGAGAAGAAACAGCUAGAGAUUGAGGAGAAGGGGGUGCGACUACGCUUGACUAUUGUAGACACUCCUGGUUUCAACGACGCAAUCAACGCAGAGAGCAGCUGGAAAAGCUUAGAAGCCUACAUCGACAAGCAGUUUGAACAAUACUUCCAAGAUGAGAGCGGACUUAACCGAAAGAAUAUUGUGGAUAACCGAGUGCAUUGUGUCCUUUACUUCGUAUCCCCAUAUGGGCACGGGUUGAAGCCGAUCGACAUACAGGUGAUGAAGAAACUACAUAACAAAGUUAACAUUGUGCCACUGCUGGCUAAAUCCGACAUUCUUACGAAGGCCGAGGUGAAGAGAUUAAAACAAAGGAUCCUGGAGGAGAUCGAGAAGAAUGACAUCCACAUCUACGAGUUCCCCGACUGUGACAGUGAUGAGGACGAGGACUUCAAGCAGCAGGACAGCGACUUGAAGGCUGCUGUUCCCUUUGCUGUAGUAGGGUGCAACACUGUGGUGGAGGCAGCGGGCAAGAAGAUCCGGGGUCGGGCGUACCCCUGGGGCAUUGUGGAGAUUGACAACCCCAACCACUGCGACUUUAACAAGCUGCGACAAAUGUUAAUAAGCACUCACAUGCAGGAUUUAAAAGACGUGACGUCUGACUGCCAUUAUGAGAAUUAUCGUGCAGAACAUCUCAAAGAUCACCUCACCAUUUCACAAAAGGAUAGGAGCAAACUUAAGAGAGAUUCCAGUCCCAACUUUGAAGCCAUCAUGGAUGCAGACAAACUGUUGGAGCAGAAGGAUGCUGAGAUUCAACGAAUGCAAGCGAUGCUGGCAAAGAUGCAGCAACAAUUACAACAAGGGCAAAAGGAACAAAAAGUGAAUGGGUUGGGUAAACUCUGAGAGCACAGUUCUACAAAUAGAUUGAGUCAUGUGAUUAGCAUGUGAUCAGCUGCUGCUGACAACAUGAGAGUUACGGAACUCUCAUUCUAAGCUGAGGGAGAUGAGCCAAGAAUUACACAAGGCUGACGAAUGAUAGUCACGUGAUCACGACUGUGAGUAGACUCCCACACAGAAGGUCAAGGCCGUUCAUCACCCUCCCUUAAUUUCCUCAGACGCAAGACUUUUACACCAGUAAUAAAGACUUGACAAUAUAAUUGACAUCAAUCUUAACUCUAGGUUCAUAAAUAUACUUUAAGAUUUUAUCCCUGUAGAAUCAAUAUGGCCGUUAGGACCUUCUGAGGGGAGAUAACUCUCACAGAACUGGUCACGUGAUCGUAGAGGUGGGAUAUUUAUCCCACGCCUGCGUACCUACUGAUGCAAACUAUUUUGAAGGAGGAACUACAUUCUCAAGUCACAAGUGUAAAUCAGGGACUCCGUAGUUGGUGUCACAUAAUUGUUGUUGUCCACCAUCUUUCUUCAUUCAGCACUGGUCAAGGUCAUUACUCAGUUAUCUCCCUUUCCAAUAUUGCCAUGCUUUACACAAACUCACUUUUGCCCUUCCCAUGAAGUUAAUGACUUCAAUCUUAUUCACAUCAGGGUAUAUAUAAUGCUUGAAUUCCUUGCAGAAUGACCAUGAUUCCUCUAAAAUAAAAUAAAAAUACAAUUUAUGUUUUGAGAAUUUGGAGAAUCAAAACUUUUGAUUUGUAUUCAAAUGAUUUGAUUCCAAUACUUAAUUGUCAAAUUUGCAAGUCAAUUUUAGGAAAGGUUAUUUUUAGAGGAAUUAUGAUAUAAAAAAAGACUGUCAAUCUUUUCGCAAUAAAUGGACCAACGGUUAUAUGCAAAGGGAGGUAACUGAGGGAGCGUAUGUUUUCAGCUUGGAUGUACAUUGCGUAUUGUAAAGGUAUGAAUCAGAUUUGUUAUUGCAGUCAUCAGUGAGAGAUUAUCAGGCAUCAGUUACUAUGUACUACAUUUCCUCUGCUUCUGAACAUUCAAAACAUUAUUAAUUACAAAAUAAGAUGAAUGAUCAAUCACCUGAGUGUCCAAUUCAGUCAAGCAAUAAUUGCAAAAUAAAAUAUUUGUUUAUUAAAACUUUAUGUUUUGAUGGCAAAAUAUUUACAUUCAUUUUGUUUGGAAGCGACUAAAUAUAUGUUAAAAAAAACCAUGUUCAAUAUUUUGUCUUGGUAUUCCCUAAAUUGUCAUCUUCUGAUUGUCAGUAAUAAUUAAUUAUAGUCUGAUAUUUAGAACGGAACUAUACAUGCUCUUUAGACGAAAUGAAAGAAUGUUUUUGAAGAAUAAAUGCUUUUUUGCAAAGAUUUAUUAUUUUCUAAAAAACUGUUAAAUGUUGAUAAUUAAAAAAAGGAUGUUUGUUAAUCGGAUAUGUUUUCACAGGAUGUACUUUUGUACUGGAUUUGUUUGACAUUUAUGAAUGAAAUAGACAAACGUGUGUGGUAUGCUUGAACAGACAUGGCAUGUAAAUAUAUAUAUUUGCAAAGAGCUUUUUUCACUGUAAAUUGCUAUGUAUUUCAAUAUUUCCUUGUCCAUCUUUUCAAACUAAAUCUUCUAAUAAAAUGAAUAUUCAUGAUGGUAUAUAUGAAUAUUUUACAUUUUUAUUGAUUUCAACUGGAACACCUCGUUACAUUUAUCAACACCUUUUCUUAAAUAUUUCAUUCUUAUAUUAAAUAAUAAUUAAUUUUGUCAUAAAUAACAUAUUUUAAAUUAUUUAUUUUAAAAGUAUGUAGAAAUAUUACUUUUUAUUUACAUGUAUUAGUAGUAUUAUAUUUAUUUAUAGGUUAUUGUGUUAUCUUUAGACGGAAGCAUACCUGUAAACAUAUUAUGUGUGAGCAUACGAUUAUCUUGCUCUGUGUAGAGUAAUACUGAAUGGGUCUACUGUCCAUUUGAUACAAACUGUGCCACACGUAUCAAGUCUUGUACUAUGUGAUACCCCACGAAGAUCUGGGUUAGAAUUGGUCUUCAGCAACCCGUGCUUGUCGUAAGAUGUGACUAAAGGAUUGGGUGGUCAGGUUCGCUGACUUGGGUGAUACAUGUCAUCGUAUCCCAAUUGUGUAGAUCGAUGUUCAUGAUGUCAAUCACUGGAUUGUCUCUGGGUUAGUUAAGCAGGAAUAUUGCUGAGUGUGGCAUUUUAGAAAUAAACAAACAAACAAACAAACUAUGUGAAAACAGUCCAUGAACAGAAAUGAAUUGUUUUCAUCAUUAAGGAAAAUUACUCUGCAAGGACAAUAUACUUUUAGAGCAAGAAAAAAUCUGGUUUUAAUAUUAGUUCUGUGAGUGUGAGGAUUGUCCUGAUAGUUUCGGAAGAGUUAUCUUUCCUUGCCCUAACUACCUACCUACCCAUCUUUUGACGAGUUGGAACCCAAACUACAAAUGGAAAAAUAGUCCUAUAAUCCUGAAUACAAAAAAAUACACUCCAACAUGAUUGAAUAUGCAAUAAUGUGUUUUGAUAAAAUUAAUUUUGUACAAUUUCAUCUGAAAUGAACAUCUGACAUGGAGAUUUGAAUAUUUUAUUUAUUACAAUGUUUAAAAAAUUAAAGAGAUACAUGUGGGAUAGUGUUGUUGAUGAUGCACUUUCCUUCUCUAUCAUUUGAGUCUAUUCUGCUCAAGUAUAAUUUUUUGAAAUAAUGUUGUCCUGUUGUCAUGGCAAUAAUUCUGAAACCAGCAAUCAGUGUAACUUAGUCAACAUUGUUACUGUCAAGAAAUCUUAUAUUACAAUAUUUUUUAAUAAUUCAGACGUUUUUCAUGGUUUUUUGUUUGGAUUAUUUUUAGAAAACAAACAUGAAAUGGAAAGUGGACCCAAACAUACAGCAAAGUCACUGCCAUCAAAUGGGAUGCAAUAAAUCAUAAAAAAACAAUAAUCGUUUUUUCUCUGUCUGUAACUGAUGACUUCAGACUGAUAACACAGCCCUCAUGCAAGGCAUUCCUAAGGCAAGGGAGAUAACUGACUCUAAAAGUCCAGUUUCCACUGGAUUUAUAAAGUUAGUUAACUCCCUUGCCUUGGGAAGAUGCAUACAAGGAGUGUCAUGGAAACAUGAAAAAACAUGGCAGGGUGAAUAUUGGCUAUCUCUCUGACAUUUAAAUACAUGGAAGUCAUUAAAAGCAAUUUUAAGGAUUGAGAGAGAACAAAACUGUGCUCUGUUAUUGUGAGUUUAUUUUCUUUUUGUAUUUUGAAAAUAAAUAUUUUGAAGACUGAAUUUAUGUUGAGAUACUAAUGUGAAGAACUUUCUAAAUGUUUUGUAUUUGUUGAAUCUGAUGUAGAUUUGCUGUAGAGUUAAUGAUUGACACGCUCAGAGCGUUGAAUGUACUUUGUACUCUUGUUGUCAUAUCUUGUGCUGUGUGUUAUAAUCAUCUGUCAAUAAACAUGGUAAAAUAGCA